Nyctereutes procyonoides (raccoon dog) is the source of this 162-nucleotide messenger RNA. RefSeq names its product ATP synthase membrane subunit K, mitochondrial-like. The transcript has a single exon. Lineage: Eukaryota; Metazoa; Chordata; Mammalia; Carnivora; Canidae. Bases 1 to 162 code for a protein of 53 amino acids. The record is from RefSeq and is a predicted model, not a curated record.
AUGGCAGGUCCAAAAACUAAUGCCCAAUUCCAUUUCACUAGUAUCAAAAAAUAUUUCAACUCUUUUACUGUCACAGGUAGAAUGAACUGUGUACUGGCCACAUACGGAGGCAUUGCUUUGAUGGUCUUAUAUAUUAAGGUCUUAAAAAAACACCAGCUGUGA